Messenger RNA from Dioscorea cayenensis subsp. rotundata (Guinea yam), 1709 nucleotides. RefSeq names its product serine decarboxylase 1-like. The coding region runs from base 170 to 1597 and encodes 475 amino acids. Lineage: Eukaryota; Viridiplantae; Streptophyta; Magnoliopsida; Dioscoreales; Dioscoreaceae. The record is from RefSeq and is a predicted model, not a curated record. Gene Ontology annotation, biological process: carboxylic acid metabolic process. Gene Ontology annotation, molecular function: pyridoxal phosphate binding; carboxy-lyase activity. The transcript has 6 exons.
UAGAAUGCAUCUCCGAUCUCUUCGCCGCCUUGGUUUUCUCUUCUUCGAGGCGGAGCUUGGGCUUCAGCUCUGCGACUGCGGGGGCGCGUCUCCUUCGGUUGUCUCUCCUUCACUUCGGCGGCGCUCUUGGUGAUCCGCAUUUUUCUGGAGAGGUUGGAGCUGAGGAGCAAUGGUUGGAAGCUUGGGGAAUGGUUUUUUGAUGGAUCUGGGCGAAAAGGUGGAGCCUUUGCCGCAGGAGUUCGAUCCGAAGGAGAUCUCGUGCGGGAUCACGUCGGAGGUGAAUGGGGCUGUAGGGGAGAAUGGGAAGGAGAGGGAGAUCGUUCUUGGGAGGAAUGUGCAUACGAUGUGUCUCACGAUCGAUGAGCCGGAGGCCGAUGACGAGGUCACUGGCGAGAAGGAAGCUUAUAUGGCCGGUGUUCUAGCGAGGUAUCGGAAGUCCCUUAUCGAGAGGACCAAACACCAUCUUGGUUAUCCCUAUAAUUUGGACUUUGAUUAUGGUGCUCUGGGUCAGCUGCAACAUUUCUCAAUUAACAACCUGGGUGAUCCCUUCAUUGAGAGCAAUUAUGGUGUUCAUUCGAGGCAGUUCGAAGUAGGAGUGUUGGAUUGGUUUGCUCGUCUUUGGGAACUUGAGAAGGAUGAAUAUUGGGGUUACAUCACAAAUUGUGGUACAGAAGGCAAUUUGCAUGGUAUUCUUGUUGGGAGGGAAGUAUUUCCUGAUGGAAUUUUAUAUGCAUCAAAGGAGUCACAUUACUCUAUCUUCAAGGCUGCAAGAAUGUACAGGAUGGAAUGUGUAAAAGUCAACACUUUGAUCUCUGGUGAGAUUGAUUGUGCAGACUUUGCUGCCAAACUGAUACUGAAUAAGGAUAAACCGGCAAUUAUUAAUGUCAACAUUGGGACUACUGUUAAGGGAGCAGUUGAUGACCUUGAUUUGGUCAUAAAAACUCUUGAGGAAACUGGAUUCACUGAUCGAUUCUAUAUUCAUUGUGAUGGUGCUCUCUUUGGGCUCAUGAUGCCUUUUGUCAAGCGUGCACCAAAAGUGACAUUCAAAAAGCCCAUUGGUAGUGUGAGUGUGUCAGGGCACAAGUUUGUUGGAUGCCCCAUGCCUUGUGGUGUGCAGUUGACUAGACUGAAGCACAUCAAUGCACUUUCAAGGAAUGUUGAAUAUCUUGCCUCUAGGGAUGCAACCAUUAUGGGGAGCCGUAAUGGUCAUGCCCCUAUCUUCCUAUGGUACACCCUUAAUCGAAAAGGAUACAGAGGAUUUCAAAAAGAAGUCCAGAAAUGCUUAAGAAAUGCUCAUUAUCUAAGAGAUCAUCUUCGAGCAGCUGGAAUUAGUGCCAUGCUCAAUGAGCUUAGUAGCACGGUGGUGUUUGAGAGGCCAAAAGAUGAGGAGUUUAUUCGCAGGUGGCAGCUGGCUUGUGAAGGCCGCAUUGCACAUGUUGUUGUAAUGCCAAAUGUUAACAUCGAUAAGCUUGACAAUUUCCUGAAUGAACUUGUUCAAAAACGUGCAAGCUGGUACCAAGAUGAGAAGAUCCAACCACCUUGUGUAGCAGCAGAACUAGGUGAAGACAAUUGUGUUUGUGCUCUGCAUAAGAAUUAAUGUCUUAGUGUGAAAGAAAGUUGUAUCUUUUAUUGUUUACCAUCAUGUUUUGUUGUUGAUUAUUCUCAAACUAGUAAUUAAUGAAGGGAAAUACAGCUAAUAAUUGCCAUUA